AAUUCUCCAACUCUGUGUGCGUGGGCAAUUCUCUCGCCUUUUCUUUCCUCUCUCCUCUCUGUCUCCCUCUCCCUCUCUCCCUCUCUCUCUUUCUGUGCAUCCAGAAGAGGAUCCAUUUGCAUUGUCGAGUUGGAGUUUGUAUCUGUAAUUGGAUAACAAGAGGCAGAAGAAGAGUAGAAGAGGAGAAGCGGUGCAGUACAUAAUAAUAAUAAUAAUACUCGUAAUGUUUUGAUAAUGUGAAUGAUUUGUUGAUUGCGAGGGAAGGAAAAAGCCUGCCCCUGCCUCUCGUAAAUGCAAUUGAAUGAAAUUUGAAUCUGACGGACGGCCCUGCAGCUGCAUAUUAGAUUAGAUUCGAUAGGAGCGGUGGUAGAAAGGAAAAAGAGAGAAUCUCCUCGGACGAAGAGAGGGAGGAGAUGAAAAGCUAUCAUAAUAAUCACAAUCAAGGGAAAAGGCGAUGGAGAUGUCUGGUAAUAGGAGUGCUAUUUCUGGUGCUGCUUUCAAUGCUCGUUCCUCUCGUCUUUUUGCUCGGCCUUUACCACAACGGCUUCCACUCCACCGGACAUCUCUCUGAUCGACAAAUUUCUUCUGCUUCUGCUACAGACCAGUCAAGCCACAUAAAGGAACUUAUCAACAACUUUGCACCAACUCUUCCUAAGAUUCAUCAAGAUUUAGUUAUAAACUUUACAAGUGGAGCAGAAAAUAAGACCGCAAGUUCAGGUACUCCUGUGGUGCUUCCUGUUGUACCUCAACCACCUCCCAUUAGAAAUGAUGCUGCAGCUGCUGGUACAGAUGAAAUCACAAAGCAUAAAAGAAAUGCAGUUGAGGAAAGUGAAAAAUGUGAGCUCAGAUUUGGAGGCUAUUGCCAUUGGCGUGACGAGCAUAGAGAAAAUAUGAAGGAUUUUAUGGUGAAGAAAUUAAAAGACCAACUUUUUGUGGCUAGAGCAUAUUAUCCUAGCAUUGCAAAGCUUCCAUCUCAAGAGAAGUUAACUCAUGAACUGAAACAAAAUAUUCAAGAACUGGAGCGAAUUGUUAGUGAAAGUUCAACAGAUGCUGAUCUUCCACCACAAAUUCAGAAGAAAUUACAGAAGAUGGAAAAUGUGAUAUCUAAAGCUAAAACAUUCCCUGUGGAUUGUAAUAAUGUUGACAAGAAAUUGAGGCAGAUACUUGAUCUAACCGAGGAAGAAACUAAUUUUCACAUGAAGCAGAGUGCUUUCCUUUAUCAACUUGCAGUGCAGACCAUGCCAAAGGGUUUACACUGUCUCUCUAUGAGACUGAUUGUGGAAUAUUUUAAAUCUUCUGCACAUGAUAAGGAGUUCGCUCUGUCUGAGAGAUAUUCAGAUCCAUCAUUGCAACACUAUGUUGUAUUCUCCACAAAUGUACUUGCUGCUUCAGUUGUAAUCAACUCCACUGCUGUGCAUGCAAGAGAAAGUGGGAAUCUGGUUUUUCAUGUUCUGACAGAUGGACUGAAUUAUUAUGCAAUGAAACUAUGGUUCCUUAGAAAUACUUACAAGGAAGCUGCUGUCCAAGUUUUGAACAUUGAAAAUGUUACCCUGAAAUAUUAUGAUAAGGAGGUUCUGAAAAGCAUGUCCCUGCCAGUGGAGUAUCGUGUUUCUUUCCAAACUGUUACUAAUCCACCAGCAUCUCAUUUAAGAACGGAAUAUGUAUCUGUUUUUUCCCAUUCUCACUAUCUUCUUCCUUAUAUAUUUGAGAAGUUGAAGAGAGUUGUGGUUCUGGAUGAUGAUGUUGUUGUCCAGCGGGACUUGUCUGACCUGUGGAACCUUAACAUGGGAAGGAAAGUGAAUGGUGCUUUACAAUUAUGUUCGGUGCAGUUGGGUCAGCUUAGAAGUUAUCUGGGAAAAAGCAUUUUUGAUAAAACUUCUUGUGCUUGGAUGUCUGGAUUGAAUGUAAUUGAUCUGGUCAGGUGGAGAGAGCUAGAUCUUACUAAAACUUAUUGGAAGCUGGGACAAGAGGUUAGCAAGGGAACAGAGUCAGCUGAAUCUGUUGCAUUGAGCACAAGCUUGCUUACCUUUCAAGACCUAGUUUAUCCGCUUGAUGGUGCAUGGGCUUUGUCUGGACUGGGUCAUGACUAUGGGAUUGAUGUCCAAGCCAUUAAGAAGGCUUCCGUGUUGCACUUUAAUGGACAAAUGAAACCUUGGCUUGAGGUAGGAAUCCCAAAGUAUAAACAUUAUUGGAAGAGGUUUCUAAACCGACAUGAUCAAUUAUUGGUGGAGUGCAAUGUGAAUCCAUAACGAGCCAGUGGUAUAGAUACUGCCAUUGUUUGUGGAGAGCAUUCAAGAAGCAUGAAUGUCCAGAUGUUUUCUUGGUGCUCAUAAUUUUUCUGAGCUUAGAUUCCUGAAAAGAUAUUGGGUUGCAACAAAGUGCCUUCUGAUGUUUUGGUAAAUAAAUGGACUGGAAUAUUUUAUCUAGUUUCUAGCAAGCAGAAGGGAAUGAACACCUUGGAGGCGCCUGUAGUUGCCAGGAGAGGAGAACGUAUUGGAAACUGUAGUGAAUGACAAGAAGAACUGCGUUCUCUGCUUCUUAUUUGGUAAGUUGUUGUGGGAUACAAAUGCUUAGCAAUAUUACUGGACACAAAAAGGGUUCAGCUGUAUGCUAAAUUUCAAGAAGAUUGAAUUGCCAUCUGUGUUGUUACUGGUGGUGGAGAAAGCAAGUUGUCUUGUGCCUAUCAAAGUUAAUUCUUUUCUCAGGUUGUUUGUUAUUUGAUUUAAAGCGUGAUUAAUUAAUUUUGUGAUGAGAAACUUAAAGGGAUGAUUUACCUUA
Messenger RNA from Populus nigra (black poplar), 2778 nucleotides. RefSeq names its product probable galacturonosyltransferase 7. The record is from RefSeq and is a predicted model, not a curated record. The transcript is spliced from 9 exons. Gene Ontology annotation, molecular function: polygalacturonate 4-alpha-galacturonosyltransferase activity. Bases 414 to 2249 code for a protein of 611 amino acids. NCBI's taxonomy places the organism in Eukaryota, Viridiplantae, Streptophyta, Magnoliopsida, Malpighiales, Salicaceae.